AUGUCUGAAUUAUCUAAUAGGGCUGGUAAGAAGAAAGUAAAGAAUAAUGGUCCAAGGGUAGUUCCGCAGGUCGAUGCAUCAUUGGACAAACCCUUGGACAAAGAUGCUCCCCCAACUAUCUUUCAAAAGAAUUUGACUCCAGAAUACGCUUCAGCUGCAUUGAACCUAUCCAUUGAUUUUCUAAAACAACAGCAAUCGAUGGCUAAUAAAUACUUGAUUGUACAUCCAUUGACUAUCUCUUCAAUUGCGCUAUUUUUGAUUAUCUUUCUAACUCCAAGAUUAGUCUAUCCAUCAACUGCUCCCUUUUCUUCUGUUUCUACGUAUUUGUUGCAAUUUAUUAAAGUGAACCAAAGAGAAGUAUUAGGCGCACUGUUAUUCACAAUCAUCUUAACCUCUUUUCUAUUUACUUUUCUUUCCAGAAUUUCAGAUCAUUUCUUUAAAUCGAAGAUCCGCCAUAUUGUUCAAAAAGAUGGUGAACCAGUGUUCAAUUUGAAUUUGAAGAGUGAAAUUCCAGAAAAUGGUAGUGCUGAUACAAAUAUCAUUAUUUACAGAGGAACCCCAAUUUCCUUGAUCUCUGUUUCUGAAAAUAAUGUUCUAAGCUCGCUAGACUCGCUAGUUAUGAACAUCAAUACCAUUGGUUGCAGGCAAGUAUAUACCAGAAGUGGUAUCCUAGAAGAUUUGAUCGAUUGGGCAAUGAUCAGAACUAAACAAGUAGGUGUGACCAGGAAUAAAACAAAUAAAUCAAUGAAAUUAAUCAUUGAAGUUUAUUCUUUCGAUGAAACCUUGAAAAAAAUAUUACAAAAGAAGGGUUUCAAGCUCGUUUCAAAGGGUAAACUUAACGAGAAUAGAUUACUAGGUGGUCUGUUUGGUGUAAAAAGAGAAUUAUGGGGUGUUCAAUUUCAUAUUCAACCAAGAUCCACUCAGAAAGCAUGA
Molecule: messenger RNA, 933 nt
Organism: Kazachstania africana CBS 2517
Lineage: Eukaryota; Fungi; Ascomycota; Saccharomycetes; Saccharomycetales; Saccharomycetaceae
Gene: PHO86
Product: Pho86p
Exons: 1
Coding region: 1-933 (310 amino acids)
Source: RefSeq, a predicted model, not a curated record